AUGCGCUUCAGUCAAGUGCCACGCCCGCUGCUGCAUCUACUUACCACCAUCCUCCUCGCACCGCCAUCGACCUUCGCAUUCCCAGACCCGAUUCCACCGAAAUUGGCCGGUUUCUCUCUCAACGAACUCUUUGGUCGACAAGCUUGUUCCGGCACGACUUGCGGGUAUUAUGGACAACUAUGCUGUGGUUCUGGCCAAGCCUGUUAUACCGAUGCGGCGUCAAUCGUAUCGUGUACAGCUAGCACGCAAGUCACGGCUGCUGGAGGCUACUAUUCCGUCUACACAACGACGUACGUUCAGACAGAUCUGGUGACGGUCACGAGUGUCAUGUCGACAUACAUCGGAGGCGCUGUCGCGACAGGAAUCGCUUGUGGCCAGAACCAGCAGUCUUGUGGAAGUAUAUGCUGUGCAAGCAACCAGUACUGCUUCAGCCCAGAGCAGUCGCAAUGUAAAGAGGCAGCGGUUGGCAGCUCUGGGUCUCCUAGUGGCUACACCGUUGUUGGAGGUGCUGGUGCGACAGCGGUUGCGCCAGUGCGGCCGACUUCUUCGUCUUAUCAGACAAUCACCCAGACUGCCAGUCCGACUACCACUGUCCCGUUCAUCGCGCCCGUUGCAACAGGUGCCAACGUUACAGUCACUGGAUCGGAGCAGAACAACGGAGGCGGAGGACUUUCCGGAGGUGCGAUCGCUGGUAUUGUCAUUGGCGUGCUGGUGGGUCUGCUUCUGCUUGGAUUGCUCUGCUUCUACUGCUGUCUCAAGGGUCUUCUCGACGGCUGCCUUGCAUGUUUCGGACUCGGAGGACGCAAAAGGAGACGAGAGGUCGUGGAAGAAGAGCGAUACUCGCACCAUUCCCACCAUGGUGGCGCUGGUGGCGCUGGUGGUGGACGAACUUGGUAUGGUGCUUCAAGGCCGCCAGCUCGUGUCGAUCGCCGAGACAAGAAAUCUCACGAUGGAAAGAAUCUGCUCGGCAUUGGCGCGGGUCUUGCAGCUCUCUGGGCUGUGCUUGGCCUCAAGCGAAAGAGAGACAAGAGGAGACAUGACGAGAAGUACUCUGAGUACUCUUAUUCGAGCGAUUAUUACACCAGUGCCAGCAGCGCAAGCUCUGACGACAGGAGAACACACGGAACACGAUACUCAAGACGAUGA
This is a messenger RNA of Pseudocercospora fijiensis CIRAD86, 1146 nucleotides long. RefSeq lists its product as uncharacterized. The coding region runs from base 1 to 1146 and encodes 381 amino acids. The record is from RefSeq and is a predicted model, not a curated record. The transcript is spliced from 2 exons. NCBI's taxonomy places the organism in Eukaryota, Fungi, Ascomycota, Dothideomycetes, Mycosphaerellales, Mycosphaerellaceae.